Molecule: messenger RNA, 1602 nt
Organism: Oppiella nova
Lineage: Eukaryota; Metazoa; Arthropoda; Arachnida; Sarcoptiformes; Oppiidae
Source: the annotation of a GenBank genome assembly
AUGGAUGUGAAAGUGAAGACCAAACGUAUGGGCAGUUCCCGGAAGCAUAAGAAGCAUAAAGACAAGGAUAAGAAGAGUGACUUCGAGACCAACACCAGUGAACAGAAACCUCUUCGGCUGGUCCUCAAAGUGCCGACCGUUUACUCGUCGCAGUCGAGUCCCAACACCAGCGCACAGACGGCGCCCCCACUCGAGCCUCACGUGGAGGCCAUGGAUGAGGGCGAGAGUCCGCCCAAACUCAUGGCAUUCAGCGGUCUUUCGCCGCAAACGAGUCAAACGUCUUCGAAGAAAGUGAAGAAAAAGAAGUCGAAGAAAAAACAUCGAAAACAUUCGCACCAUUCGGGGCACCACUCGCGACAUCGGCACCGAUCCCAUCAUCGCAGACAUCACGGCUCCUGUUCUCACCACUCGAGACAAUCGCAAGACUCGACUCAAUCGCUGUCGACGGCUCUGUUGCCGACCACGAAAUCGCCGCAAAAGAGUUCCGGUUCUUCCAAGAACGUCAUGAGGAGUUAUCCCGGACUCAGCAGUUAUGAGUUGGGCUUCCAUUUCGAGGACCACAACGCUUCCACCUCUUUGGCCGAAUCCGAGGUCCGUCACAGUAAAGGAUCAGAUUUAGUAAGUUUGACGCCAAUGACUGUCGGAGAGACUCUGCCGUUGGUUGACGAGCGACAGGAACUACAAGAGGCGGAGGCCAUGGAUGAGGACGGGCUCACACCCGAACAGAUCCUCGAAGAGGCCAAAAAGGCGGCACAAAUGGCUGCCGACAGACUCACUCUUGAGCGACCAAAUGGCGCCAACUUAUCCUUUUUAAGACAGCGAUCAGACGGAAGCACUACUCUAUCUAUUGUUGGGAACCAUAGCUAUGAACACAACAUUAAUUUGGAGGCACUGGUGGGUAAACUGGUUGAGGGAACCGCUGCUAUGCCGCCCUAUGAACACAACAUUAAUUUGGAGGCACUGGUGGGUAAACUGGUUGAGGGAACCGCUGCUAUGCCGCCGUUCAAAGAAGCUGAAGUGAACCGCAUUAAACCCAUUGAAUCAGUGAACGAAAGUCCGUUUUGUUCGUAUUUGCCGUAUUUGGACACUUCGAAGGCAAACCUCAAUGAAGAGGACAGCGCUCUACUGCUGUCUACUUAUGGUGACGACGAGUUGGGUCUCCAAUACGCUGAGAGUAUAACACAGUUCGCUCACGAGACUGACUAUGUCCUCAAUUUAGUGGACUCUUUGCUCGAUAUCCUAACCCACGGACAGCACCAGAAGAUUGCCAUAAAAAUACGUGAGAAGCAAAAGACUGCUGAAAACGAGACAUCUGUUCAGAAGUCUAACACUGAGGCAAUAAAUACUGAGACGAAUACUAAUGGGAUUCAGACUCAACUCAACGAAACUGGGUCUCUGAUCGGACAGUUAGAAUCACUACAAUAUCAACGCCUGUCCUCUUCUACUCUACCCAUUAAGCCGUCGGCAGAGGAGGAGAAACUGGCGAAUCAGUUGUCAUCUAAAUUAACUGAUAUUAUAGGAACUCAUGUGGCGCCUAAAGAAGUUUCAGAAAUCAAUUCAAUCCGAAAAGCGAUGGGAAUUAGGAUUAAAACAGAGAAAUGA